AAAUUUACCAUAUUAGCCACUGACCUAAAAAAUUUAAUUGCCCCUCACGGACCUGAAAUUGCACUUAACUAAAUUCUAUUUAUGGGGCUUAGCAAUUUUAUUCAAAAUAAAAUCUUAAAUAUUUACCUACUUUAUUACCCUUGUUGUUUUGCCUUUGAUUAUUUUUUUCUUUUCUGCUUCAUUAUUUAUAUUAUUAUUUGAACAUUGUAGUUGUGGUAGUAUUUAUUAAUUUAUUAUUAUGAGGUUUACAGCUUUUAUCUCAUUAAAAUAAAAAUUCAAUUUUCAUUUCAAGAAGCUUUGGAAAAAUCAACCAGCCAACAGAAUUUUUUCAACUUCUGAAAUUUUUAAGUUCUGGAGGGAGCUGAAAGAAAAUCUUGACACUUGCUAAAGUGUGUGGAAUCAUAGUGACAUGUCAUGAUCUUUGUACUCUGAAGAAUAUCCAGUGUUUGAUUUUGUUAUUGGUUUGAUUGUAUAGAUUUAAGAGGGAAAAGUUUGAAGUUUGCAUGGAAGGGAGAGAAGGUAACAACUCAGGGGUAACAGUGAUAGGAGCAGAAGCUCCAUCAACUUAUCAUAUGGCACCAAGGAGUGAAGCUCCAACUCAACAUGGUGCUGUUCCUGAAUCAGGAAGUGGAGCUAUCGGUGUCUCACCGGUGAAUGUAGGAUUGGAUGGAGGAACAAUUAAGAAGAAAAGAGGUAGGCCAAGGAAAUAUGGGCCAGAUGGGUCGGUUGCUGCUGUGGCGUUGUCCCCGUUGCCAAUCUCAUCUUCAGCUGCUUUUGUUAAUGAAUUUUCAACCGCGAAGCAGGCGAAACCGAAGGGAAUGGAGUUUAAGCAGUCGAAAAAAGGUGGAGUUGAUCCUCUAGGUGACUCGGUUGGUACCAACUUUAUGCCGCAUAUCAUUACCGUCAAUGCUGGCGAGGACAUUACAAUGAAAGUUAUAUCUUUUUCGCAACAAGGACCACGAGCUAUAUGCAUCCUAUCUGCUAGUGGCGUGAUUUCAAAUGUUACACUUCGUCAGCCUGAUUCUUCUGGCGGUACUUUGACCUAUGAGGGCCGUUUUGAGAUACUCUCACUAUCUGGAUCAUUCAUGCCUACUGAGAGCCAAGGAACAAUAAGCCGGUCCGGUGGAAUGAGUGUUUCUUUGUCAAGCCCUGAUGGCCGUGUUGUAGGUGGUGGAGUUGCCGGUCUUCUUGUCGCUGCCACUCCUGUGCAGGUGGUGGUUGGAAGUUUUCUGCCAAGUAACCAACAAGACCAGAAAACGAAGAAGCCAAAAUCUGAUUAUGCAACAGCUACCGUUACCGCACCUAUUCCAGUGUCUUCGGAACCACCUUCAACCAAUGGUGAAAGGAUAGAUGUCAUGUGUGGACACCCAAUGCAAAAUUCCGGAACAUUUAACUCGAACUUUACUCCUCCCUCGGCCUUUCGCAGAGAAAACUGGGCUAACAUGCACUCCGUGCCGGACUCAAUGAAGUCUGCAACUGAUAUUAACAUAUCUUUGCCUGAUAAUUAAAGAUGAUAAUCAACCCGCAAUCACAAAUCCACCGCUGUUGCUAACUACAUUCAUGACGGAUGAGCUAUUUAUUUGUAAUGUUUCCGGUGUUGUUCUGUAUCGUGUAGAUCGUUUCAAACCUGUUAUCUACUGUCUAAUUACCGUAGGAUGAAGUAGUUGACUUGUGUUGUAUGUUGCAGGCUUGCAGCGACGUUUCUUCAUUAUUCGUUGUUUAAUAGAGCAUAUGAUCACGUCGCUGAUUAGGUAGAUGCUGCAAUGUGAAAGUAUUUAUGAGUAGGCUAAUUUGGUUGCAAUGAAAAUUUGAUGCAAACUGAAGUUGAUGAAGUAUAAUUUGAUGUCACAAUUCACAACCA
Molecule: messenger RNA, 1861 nt
Organism: Trifolium pratense (red clover)
Lineage: Eukaryota; Viridiplantae; Streptophyta; Magnoliopsida; Fabales; Fabaceae
Product: AT-hook motif nuclear-localized protein 1-like
Exons: 7
Coding region: 504-1508 (334 amino acids)
Molecular function (GO): minor groove of adenine-thymine-rich DNA binding
Source: RefSeq, a predicted model, not a curated record